UAUAUACUCCUCCAUCACCCUCUUCUUCCUCUUCAUUAUAUCAUCCCUUUUCUCUGUCUCUCAUUCCCCUUUUUCAGAAUCAAUUCUUACCAAACCCCUUAUUUCUCUCUCACUUUCUUUUAUUACACAGAUCCCUCACUGUACACAUACAAACAUCUAUAUCUAUAUAUCACCCCUCAAAUAUUUCACACUAUUUCUUCAAAUCCUCAUUAUUUCUUGAAUCUUUCCCUACUUUAAUCAUCACUUUUUCACUUGUUUAGUCCACUCCUAAGCCAAUGUAUCAUAAAGUUAGGAUUUUUACAUCUAACUUGUUGUUCUAGCCUACUGUUUUGUGGUUUUAAUUCAAUUAGACUUUAGGGUUUCAAUCUUUUUGUUAAUGGGGUAUUCAAAGUUCUUGAAAGUUUCAAUCUUUAUUGGUAGAUUGAGCUUAAUAUUUGUUGUUUUGCUUUGAUACAGUAUUUUAUAUGACCCAUGUAUGUAUAAUUGAUUAUGUGCUUGUAAUUUUGGGAUCAGAUGUUUUGGGGUUAAUUAUUUGAUUAUUGGACAGGUGGGUUAGUGUGAUCGUUUAUUAAUAUUGCUUUUCUUGUUGGAUCUGAAAUGAUUUACGGCUUUCAAGAUCAUAUAGUGUGUUAGUUUUUGUUAGUUGUAUAAGAGUGAGAAACUGGGUUUUGAUUGUUUAUCUGGGGGAUAAUUUGAUUUGGUUGAUAUGGAUCAUGUUGUUGGUGGCAAGUUUAAGCUUGGGAGGAAAAUUGGAAGUGGAUCAUUUGGGGAACUUUAUUUAGGAGUAAAUGUGCAAACCGGAGAAGAAGUUGCUGUUAAGCUGGAAUCAGCCAAGACCAAACAUCCUCAGCUCCACUACGAGUCUAAGUUAUACAUGCUACUCCAAGGGGGAACCGGUAUACCUCAUCUCAAGUGGUUUGGAGUUGAAGGGGAAUACAAUGCGAUGGUUAUUGACCUUCUUGGACCAAGUCUAGAAGACUUGUUUAACUAUUGUAACCGCAAGUUUACACUUAAAACAGUGUUGAUGCUUGCAGAUCAGUUGAUAAAUAGAGUUGAAUAUAUGCACUCAAGAGGUUUUCUUCAUCGUGAUAUAAAGCCUGAUAAUUUUUUAAUGGGGUUAGGGCGAAAAGCAAAUCAGGUGUAUGUAAUUGAUUAUGGCCUUGCUAAAAAGUUUAGGGAUCUUCAAACACACAAGCAUAUACCCUACAGGGAAAACAAGAAUCUGACAGGAACAGCUCGGUAUGCCAGUGUUAACACCCACCUUGGAGUUGAGCAAAGCAGGAGGGAUGAUCUGGAAUCUCUGGGUUAUGUGCUUAUGUACUUUCUGCGUGGAAGCCUUCCUUGGCAGGGACUAAAAGCUGGCACAAAAAAACAGAAGUAUGACAGAAUAAGUGAGAAAAAGAUGCUAACUCCAGUAGAGGUGCUUUGCAAAUCUUACCCAUCGGAAUUUAUAUCAUACUUCCAUUACUGCCGUUCCCUGCGGUUUGAUGACAAACCAGAUUAUUCAUAUAUGAAGAGGCUUUUCCGUGAUCUUUUCAUUAGAGAAGGGUAUCAGUUUGACUAUGUAUUUGAUUGGACCAUAUUAAAGUAUCCACAGAUUGGUUCCAGUUCAAAAUCACGGCAGCCAAGUGGGAAAUUACCUUUAAAUCCUGGACCCACUAUAGAUAGAGCAGAAAAGACACCAGUGAAGCGAGAGAUGAGAGAUCGAUUGUCUGGGGCAGUUGAGGCGUUUGCUAGACGGAAAGGUUCUAGUUCUGGUGCUAAUCUGCGUGGUGAUCACUUAAGACACAGAUCUUCUGAUAAUGUACCUUCAUCAAAGGAUAUGCAAGCCGAACCAGUAAGAGGACGAGUUUCUCGAGCUGCUAGUGCUUCAAAGAGGGCAGUCGCAUCAAGCAGUCGGCCUAGCUCCUCUGGUGAACCCAGUGAAAACAGGCUAAAUCGACUGGGAUCAGGCAGUGGUCGUCUGUCGACCACCCAAAGGAUCCAACCUGGUUUUGAGCCAAAGCCAUCAUCCUUUACCCGAGCCUUACCAUCAAGAGGUGGCCGUGAUGAUGCUCUCCGGAGCUUUGAGCUGCUUACCAUUGGCUCGGGAAAGAGGAAGUAAGUGUUGCAAUCUGUUUGCAUCUUUACUGAGCCAGUAUGUUUCUUUUUACUUAUCAACAUCUCCAAGGACCCUCCGAGCACCAUGGUAUCUUUACUAUUCCAACGAAAAAUAAAUUUGAACUCGUUUCAUGUUCAACUGUUUUUUCCUGAGAAAUGUAGCAAAUAUGUAUUACAAAUUACAUUGAGGAUUGCACAAGUAUACAUGUGCCAAGAUGUGAACAAGAUAAUUAUAAGAACUACUGAUGAAAUACAUGACACAAGUGAUAAACUUAAUUGCUUGUUCUUUUUCUACA
Molecule: messenger RNA, 2396 nt
Organism: Daucus carota subsp. sativus
Lineage: Eukaryota; Viridiplantae; Streptophyta; Magnoliopsida; Apiales; Apiaceae
Product: casein kinase 1-like protein 10
Exons: 14
Coding region: 707-2104 (465 amino acids)
Biological process (GO): signal transduction; peptidyl-serine phosphorylation; endocytosis
Cellular component (GO): cytoplasm; nucleus
Molecular function (GO): ATP binding; protein serine/threonine kinase activity
Source: RefSeq, a predicted model, not a curated record